Nezara viridula (southern green stink bug) is the source of this 1210-nucleotide messenger RNA. NCBI's taxonomy places the organism in Eukaryota, Metazoa, Arthropoda, Insecta, Hemiptera, Pentatomidae. The record is from the annotation of a GenBank genome assembly.
UUCCACCGGCACUUCAGAUGCUACUGUUGACAGUGUUUGAAUUAGAUGACGAAUUUAUUAUGUGCCAUUUGUCGGGAGUCUUUAGGUGUAGGAAGCCUAAACAAAUCUUGCACAUUACCUUGUGGUCAUGUUUUUCAUGAUCAUUGUAUAUAUAAUUGGCUGGAAAGAUCACCAACUUGUCCGCAUUGUCGCAUACCUUCAAGUCCCGACCAUAUUAUAAAGCUAUAUUUUGACUUGGCCGAAGAUAGCCAGGUCUCAGAGUUAGAAACUCUGAGGAAUGAAGUUCAGCGGUUAAAAGCAGUCUCAGAACGAACAGACAGUGACCUUAAGUCCAAAUCUGAUGAAUGCAAAAAUUUAAGCAAACAGUUAGUUCUUACUCAAAAGAACAAUGAAACGUUGAGAAAGGAAGCAAAAGUUUUACAUGGUAGAAUCGAAAAACUAAAAGUUACUAAGUUAGAACAUGGACGACAAAAAGCUGAACUGAAAUCAGCAUUAGCAGCCUUAGAAAAAGAAAAGUCGAAAGCUUUUCAGCUAUCCAGAGAUAUAAAAAAAUUCCAAAAGGAUUUCCAAUCCUUGAGGAAGUCAGAAACUAAACUGAAGGCUGAUUACAGUAAACUUUUUUCCAUCUACAAAGCUCUGGAAAAAAGUAACACUUCUCUUAUCGAAAAAUCUUCCAUUCAAGAAAGAAUAAUAGAAACCUAUAAAGCUGAUCUCAAUACUUCAUCCAAUGCAGCUUUAUCUUCAGAACCUUGUACAUCUGCAGAACCUGAAACCAAAAUGGAUGUUGAUGAGUCAAACCCUGGGCCAGCUUCUGCCAAGAAGGUCAUGCUGAGGAGAUCUCCCAGAAAUGUAAAUAAAAGAUCAUCAUUGAAUGAAGGAUCAAAAGUAACUGCCUCAAGGCAAUUAAAUUAUGACGGACUGGGAGGGCGUUCUGCACCUGACACAUUUCCGUCGGCCAAAUUGAAAUCCUGCCGCAUUGUGUCUAGCCGACGAAAAUAAAUCUCUUCUUGUUUUUCUUUGUUAUUAAAUUAAUGAAAUUAAAUGAAAGCCUACAUUUAUAAUCUUUUCAUAUUUAAGGCAAUAAUUCUUCCAAUUUCCUUCAAAUUCUUUUAAUUACAUUUGUUAUCUCUAACGUUUCGGGACAAUUUUCCCAUCCUCAGAGCAAUCUUUAUCUUCACUGAAAUUAUGCACAUUUAAAAUUAACUUCAUC